This is a messenger RNA of Alligator mississippiensis (American alligator), 5920 nucleotides long. RefSeq names its product E1A-binding protein p400. The transcript has 37 exons. Gene Ontology annotation, molecular function: ATP-dependent chromatin remodeler activity; ATP binding; ATP hydrolysis activity. The coding region runs from base 399 to 5621 and encodes 1740 amino acids. The record is from RefSeq and is a predicted model, not a curated record. Gene Ontology annotation, cellular component: Swr1 complex. NCBI's taxonomy places the organism in Eukaryota, Metazoa, Chordata, Crocodylia, Alligatoridae.
CCAGGGCAGGGGGGGCAGCUGUGCAGGUUGCAGGGCCCAGUAUUGCCCCAGGGGAGGAUGGGGGGGCAGUUGCCAUCUUCUCCUAUCCCCCCGGGGCCUGUUUUCUGUGCCGCCAACAGGUGACAAGUCUACGCGAGCGAGCGUUCGGUGCCGUUUUGGGCAGGAUGGGUUUGGAUGGGCCGGGGGGAAAGGCCGCAGCUUGUUCCCUCCGUGACGAGCCUCCACUCCUCUAAACACUCGUGCCCAGGCAUAUGCAUCAAAGGUCUGGGUGGCCCUCAUGCAUACGCCGUGAUCCAGGAGGAUUGACGGUUGCCACGAAAUGUAGGUGAAGGGACAGAUCAAGACACCCCUGAUUAAUUAACUCGGCGGGGCCGGACUCGAAGAUCUUCCAAGGUGGAAUGUCGCCCAUCCUUCAAACAGCGCGACUUGCUGAAAAGAAACAGAGCCAACAACAAACUGGAGAGACUGUGACGAGGUUACACUCUCCUUUACCUCGGCUCUGUGGGAGGUUGCAACCCCCUGAAGUUGCCACAACAGCUCAUCCAGUCAUGUUACAGGUUUUGCAGCAACCCCCAGCACCCCAGCUGGAGUGUCUAGAUCAACCUCAGAUUUGUGCGGAGCCCCAGCCACAAAAUGUACCUGUUACUUCACAUAGUCAGGUUGUGACUUCCCUUCAACAUCAGGUACAGCCAGUGGGCCAGGCGCAGAGGCAGCGAGCUCCAGCACAACGUCAGGCAAACCAAAUACAUCGACGCAUAGCGGACCUCAGGAAGGUAGGUUUAUGGUCCAUGAGGCGCUUGCCCAAGCUUCAGGAAGCUUCAAGACCCAAAUCACACCAGGAUUAUCUGCUGGAGGAAAUGCAGUGGAUGGCAACUGACUUCCUUCAAGAGAGAAGGUGGAAAAUGGCAACUGCCAGGAAGCUGGUCAGAAGUGUGACUCAGUACCAUGAAGAUAAGAAACUCUGGAGUGAGAGGGGCAAGAAGGAGAAACAGAAUCAGUUGAGGUGCAUUGCUGCUUGUGUUGCCAGAGAAAUCGAGUAUUUCUGGUUCAGCAUUAAACAGGUGGUAGAAUUAAAACUGCAAGUGGAGUUAGAAGAGAGAAGGAAGAAUUCACUAAGAGGUCUUAAUAGAAGAAUUAAGGGUCCAGCAAUACCUGGGAGAAAAGGAAAAGCAAUCACCUUGCUUACUGAUCGCAAAGAAAUGGAAGAAUCUGUGAGUGGCAGAGGAAGCACUCGAGAGGAAAUGGUGCUUAUAGACUCUUUCCUCAGCAUCGAUCAAUGUGAAGGUGCCAUAAAGAAAUGCAUGAGAGAUGUAGCAGAGUUUGCUGCUGCUGCUGCUGCUGAAGUGCUGUUACCUAAAGGCAGUGCUCAAAUCACAACAGCAGUCAAAUGUUGUGCUCCAUCCCGGCAGCACAGGACACUCCGAGAUUAUCAGAAGCUUGGGCUGGACUGGUUAGUGAAGCUAUAUGAGAAGAAUCUUAAUGGUGUUCUCGCAGAUGAGGCUGGCCUUGGCAAAACUAUGCAGGUUGCUGCCUUAUUUGCACACCUGGCUUGUAGUGAAGGUAACUGGGGUCCGCAUCUUGUUGUGGCCCAGAACUGUAACUUGUUGAAAUGGAAGAAUGAACUGGAACGCUGGUGCCCUGAAUUGAAGGUUCUUCUCUAUUUUGCUAGGCAAAGAGAAUUUGCAGGAAAAAGACAGGAAUGGAUGAAACCGAGCAAUUUUAAUGUAUGUAUUACUUCCUACAAGCAACUGUUCAAAAGUUACCAGGUUUUCAUGAAAAUGCAGUGGAAGUACCUAGUCAUAGAUGAGAGGCAGAAAGUUAAAAAUUUGUCUGAGAAACGCUGGGAGGCACUCUGCAGGCUCCAAAGCCAGCAUCGCUUACUCUUGAUAGAACCUCCCCUUCCUACCUCCUUGUUAGAACUGUGGACACUGGUACGUUUUUUGAUUCCUGGAAUUUCCAGACCUUGCAUGGAUUUUGUGACAAAUGCAGCUAAAAAGGAGAAUGAAGAUUACUAUCAGAAAAUGGCUAUGAGACUGCAUAGAAUAACUCAACCAUUUAUUUUUCAAAGAACCAAAAGACAAGUGGAAAAACAAUUGACAAAGAAAUAUGAUCAUGUGCUGAAGUGUUAUUUUUCUCAUCGGCAGAAAGCUAUGUAUAAAGAUGUCCUGUUUCAACCAAGAACUCAAGAAGCUCUCAGAAGCGGGCAUUUUGUCAGUGUCCUUCAUGUUCUGAUGCAACUCCAAAAGAUUUGUAAUCACCCUGAUCUGAUAAAUCCCAGGCUUUCCAGCUCCUCCUACGUAUUGGAGUCACUAGAGUAUACAAUUGCUUCAUUGGUACUGAAUGCCCUGGAAUGGGAUCUUUGGAAGCACGCAGACAUGUCUCACUUCGAUCUGAUUGGGAUGGAAGACAAAAUGACGCGCUAUGCGGCACAAAGGCUGCCAAACCAAAAAGUGACCAGAAAGCUCAUUGAAGAGAUCUACAGUUCCCCUCCUACUCCACCCAGACCCAACCCAGUAAAGCUCAGACCGAGCAAGUUAUUUCAACCAGUGCUGUAUGGACAGAAACCAGAGGGCAGAACUCUACAUUUCCCUACUCUUCAGAUAUACCACACAGCAAAUACGACAAUGGCUACAGGAGCUCAUUGUGGUGGUAAGGUGGAAAAACUAGGUUGGUCAUUCCCCACAACUGGAGCACAAGACAGAAAUGCUCAACCAGAGAUGCCUGUAACAUUACAUUUUAAAGGGAAAACAUUUACUUUGUCUUAUAGUCAACUCUGCCAGCUUACUGGAGGACAACCUCUGCAGCUUGAAGGAAACACUUUCCACAUUGUCUCAGUUUCAACCCUAAAAUACUUAGGACUACAUCCUCACUGGCCAGCUGCCGUGCCAUCUAUUGGUUGGUCUGGGUCUGAGCCUGUUGAAAGUACUAGUUUUACAAAGCAUGUAGACCAUCACUCCAAUGCGUCAACUUCUACCGUAGUAACACAGCAAAUGAAUGAUCCAGCAACUAAAUCAAAAUCCAUGUCUCUCCUAGGAUGUCCAACACAGGCUCUAACAGAGGAAAAGAACAGGCUUUGGAAGGAGCAUGUGGACAGAAUACUUUCUGGCAAUGAGCGUCAUUGUUCUAAAGCCCCAGUAUAUGGCAGAGACUUGCUGGGAAUUUGUUCUUUGAUUAGCGAAAGGAAAACCCCUUGGCAGUACUCUGUCAGCAUCAACAAAUGGAGGUGGGCUGGCUUUGUGAACUGUUGCCUUUCUUCAAGGGCCUCAGAAGGCCUGAGUGAUCCACUUCAAGACCUGGUCUUGGUACCAGGGCAGCGACAGGAGUCCUUGAAGGAUGUUAUGAACAGCACUCUGUGUGUGCUGCCAGCUGCAGUUGUUGCUCGUCCAGCAAAUCCUCCUUCAUACACCCGUAGUAUGAAAACCUUAAAGCACAAUCUUGAAGAGCAAGUAGCUCCCUAUUUCCAUCAGCUGCAGCAGAUUACCACUUUGCCCUUACUACAGUUCCCUGACCGCCGACUAGUGCAGUAUGAUUCAGGCAAGUUGGAGGCUCUGUCUGUCUUGCUUCAGAAGCUGAAAUCAGAAGGGCACCGUGUGCUGAUUUUAACACAGAUGACUCUGAUGCUGGAUAUCUUGGAGCAGUUUCUAAACUUCCACUUUCUCACCUACAUAAGAGUUGAAGAGUAUGCCAGCUGUGAGCAGCAUCUGGAGCAGAUAAAUACUUUCAACAGAGACAAGCGAAUCUUUUGUGCUAUCCUGUCCUCUCACAGCCCUUCGGCAGGUGUCAGUUGUGUAGAGGCAGAUGCUGCUGUGUUCUAUGACAUCGAUUUGGAUCCAUUGAUGGAUGCAAAGGCUCAGGAAUGGUGCCACAGGCUUGAGAGAGGCAGAGACAUCCAUGUGUACAGGCUUGUAAGUAGCAAUUCCAUAGAAGAGAUGCUGUUGAAAAAUGGCACUAAACAUCUCAUCAGAGAGGUAGCUGCUUCAGGAAAUGACAAUCCCAUGGCAUUUUUAACACAGGCUCUUGGCAUUGAACAAGGGAAAGAGGAUCCCAGAAAAUAUGCACAGGAGACGAGAUAUGAAUUAAGAGCGGACAUAACUUCAGAAUUACCUGAUGCAAGAAAUAGCGUGGCUUCUUCACAGUUAAAGGAAUUGGUUGACUUUAUGGAUCGACUCUUGCCGAUUGAAAAGUAUGCUUUGAAUUUCUUGGAAUUGUUUUAUGCUUCCACUGAUCCAGAAAAGCAGAAAGCCAAUGAGGACUUGAAAAAUGCAAAGAUAAAAUGGGAGCUCCGUCAGAUCAAGGAGUUGAAAGGUAGAGAAGAGAAAAUGCAGUAUGAAGAGGAGGAAGAGCUCUUAACCUACACCAGACAAGAUGCUUAUAACAUGGAAUAUAUCUAUGAAGGUCCAGAUGGACAAAUGGAAAUAAUGCCUCUCUGGACUCCCCUGACCCUGCCAGAAGAUCAUGAUGAUACAUAUAUUGAUUCUGUUUUGUGCCUGAUGUAUGAUAGAACUCCAAUUUCUGAGUCCAAGCUACCACCUUUAUACAAUCGGAUGAAGCAAGAACGGCAGCAUUUGGAUCCUUCUGGUAAAAGUAAAAGGCAUCACCAUGGGAAGAUGGCUACUCCUCCUCCAUCGCUUUUUGGCCGUGUGAAUCUGAGGCUAUUGAAAAUGCGACAAAAGGGCAAAGGAGAGAGAAACAAACUUUUGUUAAGGCGGCGAGCUUGCUUUGCAAAACUUUUGCCUGCUUUUGUCAGGUCAGCUACAGAGGCUGGACAGGAUAGCCCCGAGUGGCAGAUAAGUGAAGACAGGGCACUGUUACAGGCGGUGAAACAGUUACUGCAACUUCCUUUAAAUCUAGCUAUUGUAUCACUGGCUCAGACACCCAAUUGGGAUCUCGUCAGCGACGUUGUUAAUACCUGUAGCCAAGCUUAUCGCUCAUCAAAACAAUGCCAAAAUCGAUUUGUAAAUCUUGUUAUAGCAAGAGAGGAAGUAAAGAAAAUGAAUGGUCACCUUCAUACCAAGCAGACUUCUGCCCAAGACCAGAAUUCUGCACAUGUGCAACUUUAUAUGAGUCACUUUGAUUUAAUGACAAUGGCUGCAAGAAAGAGAAGUUCCCCAGAUAAAACUCUAAAUAACUGGGAUAAGCCAGCCUCGAUAACUGAGGCUGCAUCCCCUUGCAUGGAGCCUAAAGCAAAAGUAAAAAAGACUCUGACUGAAAACCAGGUGGGCAAAGGGGCAGAUCCACAGGAAACUCAACAACAAACUAUACAGCAAGCACAAGUUCAUUCUCCAGCACGGGUACAAACACAGACUUGUCUUCCUGCUUUCCAGCUAAAAGCACUGAGGCAGAUCCAAACAGUGAAGGCAGUACAAGUUCCUCUGGCAGAUCUUUCAGUGGUGUCUGUUCCAGCAACUACUGUUCCAUCUCUAGGAGUAGCAACACUCCCUUCUCUUCUUCCUGAGAUCUCUUCUGCUGAAAUUAAUGAUCCUCUUAGGCAGCCACAGAAAGCACCAGAAGCCCAGAUAGUGGAUGGAGAGGUCCAACAGUGUCUAAGCUAUACAUAUCAAGCGGCUGAGCAACAAAGCACCUUCCAUUCCCAGAUUGCUCAAGGAGAACCUACUGUGUAGCACAGGUUCAGCUUUGGCCACACAAUAUCCCAGGCAGCAGAUGCUGAUGAGCAGGCUCGUGAGACUUCUGCAGCAGUGGCUCCAUCUCAAGUGAUCCUGCUGAAGUUAGUACAGAAGCAAGUUCUGCUAACAAUAUGUUUUCAAUCACAGACCCCGAUGUGUGGUGUCCAGCAAAUCUGAAGAUAAAAGUUAGCAACUAGAAGUUGAUAUGAGGAUCCCUACAUUAAGACCGAGAUGAAUGCAUCCAUGAAAAUGUUAUUAAACUACUGUUUAAAUUAAACUUGAGUAGAGAGGUACAA